AUGCCAUCUGAAGGACACAACAUACCAUAUUUAAGAGAAGUGAUUGGUACAACCACAUUGCUAUAUAUUAGACCAAUCAAGUGUGUGAUAUCCACAGAAAAGUCGGAUGUGGAAGCAACAUCAACCUCGCCGACAACUGAAUGCAGUGGUUGCCAAGAGCGGAUGCUAAUCUCAAGCUUGCGCCAGCAUAAGUUUGAAUGUAAAUCAAUGGUCUGCAAAUCUGAUGAUAGUGACGAUGAAAUUAAUAUGCAUAAAGAGGACACCAAAUCCAGUACUGCAUCAAAAUUUCAUGAGGAGAAGAAAAACUCACAACAUGAUGAAGUUAUCUCAAUUCUCGAUGAUGGUGAAGGCCCUUUUAAGCGAACAUGGUCAAGUCAGCUUAAGCACGUAUUACCUGAUUCAGAAAUGGAAGAGCUGGAAGAAGUAUCCUUACAAUCUGCAUCAUUAGAUGAAGCUGCUGAGCUUAUGUUAAACAAACUUGGUAAGGAUGAAGAUGAAGCUACGUCAAUAGAAGAUCUUGUUGAAACGUUUGCCAAGAGAAAUUCAUUAGAAAGUGGUGAAGACGAAUUUGUAAUUGUUGACCGAGAGUCGUUUUGGAUUGAUGUCAUAAGGUUUUAUAAAAAAAGCAAUUGGAAAACCAGAACUUUUAAAAAGAGAGUUGUCUGUGUCAUUCAAGAACGAAGAUGGGUUGGACGGUGGUGCAAUGAAAAUUGA
Molecule: messenger RNA, 714 nt
Organism: Paramuricea clavata
Lineage: Eukaryota; Metazoa; Cnidaria; Anthozoa; Malacalcyonacea; Plexauridae
Source: the annotation of a GenBank genome assembly